Prunus avium (sweet cherry) is the source of this 3983-nucleotide messenger RNA. Lineage: Eukaryota; Viridiplantae; Streptophyta; Magnoliopsida; Rosales; Rosaceae. The record is from RefSeq and is a predicted model, not a curated record.
AUUUGGGAAAUCUUCAGUGGAUAGGGAAAGUAAGAAAAUUCGAGCUUUGAACAGCUUCCGGUUCUCUUCUUCAUCUCCAACUACAACGAUAUUACUAGUUGGGCAUGUGGGCAUAAGGAGAUCAUGCUGGAUCCUCAAGGAAUUGUCUUAGCAAAUAUUGGUUACUGUUUAUGGCUUGCAUAAAUGAAUAUGCAAUUGGUGCAUGUUUUUUUCACCUGGGCCAAAGUUGAGCAGUGGUAUGUCACGGUGAUUAUCCUUUCUCGGUGUUUUUUCAUUGUUAUGAUGAAAUAUCUAUGGCACUAAUAGUGACAAAUAAGUUCCUAAUGCUUAACCGCUACAUCAAGAGGUGUCCUUUGUGUUUUUGUGUGGCUUCAGCUAUUCGGAGGACUGCCUUAAUAUCAAAUUAUGACAGAGAAUCAGUUCUGAGUAGAAGAUUUGAAAAGCCUGUGGUAUCAAGUGUAAGAUAUGAACAGCAUCAAAUUUCAUCUACCCGAGAUUUUUGUGCUAGCGUUCAGCCUGAAAAGCUAUGCUGGGAAGGUUCCUCUCAUGCAGUUGUGUUGAAAAGGCUCAAAAAAGCCUUGAAGGAACACCAAGUGAAUGAAGCAUGGGAGUCCUUUAUUGAUUUUAAAAGGUUGCAUGGCUUUCCUGAGGAUUUUGUUAUCCGUAAGCUAAUCACUGAACUGUGCUAUUCGUCUGACCCUCACUGGCUACUAAAAGCAUGUGAUAUAGUCUUGGUAAUUUUGAAAGAGCGAUCAGACUUACUACAGGCUGAUAUCCUGGCAAAGCUCUCCCUCUCCUUAGCGCGAAGUCAAAUGCCUAAACCUGCUACAAUGAUUCUUAGAAUACUACUGGAGAAACAGAACUUGCCCCCCAUGAAUGUAUUGUGCUUGGUUGUUCUGCAUAUGGUAAAGACUGAGGUUGGAACACACCUUGCAUCCAAUUUCUUAGUUCAGAUUUGUCAUUGUUUCCAACGCUCCAGUGUAAACAAGAGCGUCCAUGCAAAGCUGGUGAAGCCUAAUACAAUGAUUUUUAACCUUGUCCUUGACGCUUGUGUGAGGUUUAAAUUAUCAUUCAAAGGCCAACAGAUUAUGGAAUUGAUGCCUCAAACAGGUGUUGUUGCUGAUGCACACUCUAUUAUCAUUAUUGCCCAGAUCCAUGAGCUGAAUGGCCAGAGAGACGAGAUCAAGAAAUAUAAAAGUCACAUUGAUCAAGUUUCAGCUCCGUUUAUGCAACAUUAUCGGCAUUUCUAUGAUAGUUUGUUGAGCUUACAUUUCAAGUUUAAUGACAUUGAGGCGGCUGCUGAGCUUGUAUUACAAAUGUGUGACUACCAUGAGUCUCUUCCUAUUCAUAGAGACAGAAAGAUUUCACAGAGGUCUUAUCUUGUUCCAAUUGGAUCUCAUAAUCUCAAGUCUGGGUUGAAUAUGCAGAUUUUGCCUGAGCUGCUGCUGUAUGAUUCUGUCCUCAAAAUAGAGGGUAAACAAGAGCUUGUUCUUUAUUGGAAUGGGAAACUUGUCCUUAGUAACAGAGCUCUGGCCAAGCUCAUAAAUGGAUACAAAAAGGGCGGGGAUACUUGCAAGCUUUCAGAAAUUUUACUUAAAAUACAAAAGGAGUUAUGUUCAUUAAGAGGAUCUCGCUUGUGUUCUGAUGUGAUUGAUACUUGCAUUAAUUUAAGUUGGCUAGAAACUGCUCACGACCUUUUGGAUGAUAUGGAUGCAGCUGGGGCUCCCAUGGGCCUUACUGCCUUUAUGUCACUCUUGGAAGCCUAUUACAGAGGAAAGAUGUUUCAGGAAGCAAAAGCUUUGCUUAAACAAAUGAGGAAGGCUGGUUUUCUUUCAAGUUUAUCUGAUGAGAUGGUUGUCUCAAAAUGUCAACCAAUACUAGAUACAAGUUCCACAUGUACAAAUGUUUCAAGCUCGACCAGUAAAUCAGAUCUGGCAAAUGCUUUGGUUCAGGAAAUGAGGGAUGAGAAGGACGCUUCUGUGGUUUACCAGUUCAAUUCUUCCAUCAACUUUUUCUGCAAGGCCAAAAUGAUGGAUGAUGCUUUGAAGACAUACCGAAGAAUGCAAGAGAUGAAAAUUCAACCCACUGAGCAAACAUUUACCUAUUUGUUAUAUGGGUAUUCUUCUCUGGGAAUGAUUCGUACUAUCACGAUCUUGUGGGGGGACAUUAAGAGGAAUAUGGAGAGUGGAAAUUUGGUGGUAAGCAGAGAUCUCUAUGAGUACUUGCUACUGAACUUUCUUCGUGGUGGCUACUUUGAGAGAGUGAUGGAGGUCAUUGACUUUAUGAAGGAGCAUGGUAUGUACACUGACAAGUGGUUGUACAGGAGUGAGUUUGUAAAACUUCAUAAGAAUCUUUAUAGGAAUUUAAAGGCAUCAGAAGCCAGAACUGAGGCUCAAAGAAAAAGACUUAAAUAUGUUGAGAGAUUUAGAAAAUGGGCAGGAGUUGAUUGAAGUUCCAAGAGAAGUUCAAUAUGAACUGGGAUGAUUUACUGCAAGAUUCUUGCUGCUCUGAUGUUGAUGAUUUUAAGGGCAAUGUUAAAGUAAAUAGAGGAGAGCUAAGAAGUGAAUAUGGGGGUAAAUUAGAUUCACUAAUGUAUGUGCACAUAGAAAAGAAAAGCCAUUUAUGGUGCAUUGUGACUCUCAUUGACCUAAACCAAUUACCUUCUACAGCUCCAAGUUUCCUAUUUGAAGGUUUUGCAACAGCAAGUAUGGAAGAUGCAUUAUGGUGGUGAAACCAAACUCCUACUCCAUUUGUAAUGUCUGAAUGAAGUCUUAUGAUAAUGGAAAGAGUUAUUCUGGAGGUUAAUUGAUCUAUGAGGAUAUGUGAAGACAAUUGUUUUUCAAUUGGCAUCACAACAAUAUUGCUAACGCUCUUAGGUUAUGUUUUCCAAUUGCUGCUCUGCAACUACUUCACAAUAUCAGUACCCAGUGAGUUAGUGAGGAUCAAAAGAUGGAGGUGGUUUCUCAUCGUUGUUCAAUUACAAUUGAAAUAGUAUCUGUUUCUUUUUCAUGCUGACAAAUUACCCAUAUUUCUUGGUAUUGUCCAGCAAUGCAUACAAUGUUAAUCAUAUGUUAUUUGUUUUGAUGGCAUAAAUUUCUUUCACAGCUAACUAGGUGACUUAUAUUUUUUGGUUGAUAACCUGAUGAGCCUGAAGGCUUUCAAAUAGUUUAUGUCUAUGUUGUCCCAACUCUUAGGGGUUGUAUGAUGGAGUGAGCAGUUCUUCUAUCUCUGUCUGAGGUUGUAUGAUGGAGCUAAGAUUAUUCUCUGUGUUGGUAUGGUUAAAUGAUGAAAAAAAUAAGCACGUCAGUGGACAGGCCCUCAAUAUGUUGAUGAAUUGGUGGUAAUCUCAAUCCAAGGUUACCGGAAACAUCACUUCAUGUAUAUUUAUUUAUUGACUGUAUUAAUGAUUGUGGAUAUUAGAGAACUUUUUUUCAACGUUAACUUAGUUUGGUGGAGAUGAAUAUUAUGCUGGAAUGAGUUGAGGCUCAUCAUCUGAUGAUUGGGAAGAAAAUAUAUAGGUGGGGACUCAGAACCGACGUCAAUCCAUAAAGCUUGUUUUCCUGCUGCUUCUCAUCAAGGGAAGGUUGGUUAAGGACAUUGUUGGUGCUGUGGAAACAGGGGCUGGGAAGAAACUAGCCUUCGGUUUGCUCAUUUUGCCAUUCUUGUUGGAGGAAGGAGAAAACACUAUGUAAAUGCUUGAAGAAAAGGGGAAGGUAGAAGAAAACAUUUGCUCCAAAAGGACUUUUAUAGGCACUUAUUAUUACUCCCACAAGAGAGCUUUCACUUCAGGUCAAACUCACGUUUUUGAGUCUUAUCCCACUACAUGGAUUUGUUGCACUACAAUCAAAUUUUAUUGCGACGGCUGUAGCCGAUGUUCCUUGAAUGUUCCGGUACACGACAUCACUGACUUUCACACCUGAUACCUAUUGAAACAAGAUGAAAUGUGCAUUAGACAUUUAGUCAAGACAUAUGUUUAUGAAUGA